Cucumis sativus (cucumber) is the source of this 2632-nucleotide messenger RNA. Its product is annotated as probable serine/threonine protein phosphatase 2A regulatory subunit B''delta. The transcript is spliced from 13 exons. Gene Ontology annotation, biological process: protein dephosphorylation. NCBI's taxonomy places the organism in Eukaryota, Viridiplantae, Streptophyta, Magnoliopsida, Cucurbitales, Cucurbitaceae. Gene Ontology annotation, molecular function: protein phosphatase regulator activity; calcium ion binding. The coding region runs from base 591 to 2186 and encodes 531 amino acids. The record is from RefSeq and is a predicted model, not a curated record. Gene Ontology annotation, cellular component: protein phosphatase type 2A complex.
AGCCGACACUAAUACUGCUUUCCGUCGAGCCAUUCAACGGUUUCCGUUUCCACUUCCAUAAAACGACGACAACUUUUAUGCGUACCAUUUCCCAACUUUCUUCUACCCUUUCACUCCCAUCGGACUCGGCUAAGCUUCCCUUCCGGCGAAGCUCUUUUAAUACUUUCAGAUUCAGACAACACACACUCCAUUCAACUCCAGCUUUCUCUCUACUUCACAUGCAGCUCCCUCACUGUCCUUCCUCGGCGAUUCUUCCUGUUUCGGACCUUCUCAGUCAGCGGAAUACGGUGCUGAUUUGCUUCUAGAGCUGUUGAUUACCUCUUGCUGUUGCUGUUGCUGUUGCAUCCUUUACUUUUUGAGAUCUUGCUUAAAGUGUUUCGCAGUGGAGUGAGAGUUGAGUGUGGAGUGUGGAGUUCAUGAAGAUUGGGGAUUAGGUUUUCUGUUUGUGGUGAUUUGAAUUCGCGUUUUGUAUGAGAGGUGGAUAGAGUUGGUGAUGGAUAUGGAGGUUGAAGGUGACUUGGAGUUCCUACUGGACAUAGAGAUGUUGCAGCUCCCCGAGGUGUCUUCCUUUGCUAUGAAAUCCAAUCCUUAUGUCGUUGAGGCGUUGUUCUCGCAGUGGCUUUCGCUGCCCGAGACUGGCCGACUGGUACUUCUUCGAUUCAUUUUUUUGUUUAGAAACUCUAUCGUACUUCCGAAGUCUCUUUUGUAGCUUCAUACAAGUGAAUUCUUUGGUUGCUGAUGCGAAGUCCGGUGCUUCUUUUAAUGUUGGCGGCAACUCUACUGGAAUCAACGGUGUUUCUAAUCAUUCUUUACCUUCUAUGUUUCCCGGUGGCAGUACUCCUCCACUUUCACCUCGCAGUGCAUCCAGUUCCCCACGUAUGGUGAAACAGAGGUUUGGCCCUUCUUCGUUAAGUUCUCCACUUAAGUUGGUCAAGGAGCCAGCAAGAGAGGCUAUACCACAGUUCUACUUUACAAGUGGUCGUCCAGCUCCGAAUGAAUUGACGGAAGAUUUUCUGUCUAAAGCGAAUCAGUUUUUUCUUUCUCGCUCGGAUGGAGUGCAAAUAAAGGAAUUUAAAUUAGUCACAAAGGAGAUUUGCAAGUUACCUUCAUAUCUCUCCACUGCUCUUUUUAGGAAGAUUGAUGUUAACUGCAACGGAAAAGUAUCAAGAGAACAGUUCAUCAAUUAUUGGAUUAUGAGCAAUAUGUUAACCAUGGAUUUAGCAUCCCAAGUAUUUGCUAUUCUCAAGGAACCAGAGCGCAAUUACCUUGUUCAGGAUGAUUUCAAACCUGCUUUACAAGAACUUUUGGCAACUCACCCAGGGCUGGAGUUUUUGCAAAGUACACCAGAGUUCCAGGAAAGAUACGCUGAAACAGUCAUAUACAGGAUAUUUUACUAUAUUAACAGAACCAGUAACGGUCGUAUUACCCUCAGGGAGUUGAAGCGUGGGAACUUAAUUGCUGCAAUGCAGCAUGUGGACAAGGAAGAAGAUAUCAACAAAGUUCUGAAGUACUUCUCAUAUGAACACUUCUACGUGAUAUAUUGCAAGUUUUGGGAGCUUGACAAUGAUCAUGAUUUUUUUAUCGAGAAAGAGAAUGUAAUCAAAUAUGGUAACCAUGCUCUAACCUAUCGGAUUGUCGAUAGAAUCUUUUCUCAGAUUCCAAGAAGAUUUACUUGUAACGUUGAAGGGAGGAUGGGAUAUGAAGACUUUGUUUACUUCAUUUUGGCUGAAGAGGAUAAAUCAUCCGAACCGAGUCUUGAGUACUGGUUCAAAUGCAUUGAUCUAGACGGGAAUGGAGUGCUUACAAGGAAUGAAAUGCAGUAUUUUUUUGAAGAGCAGUUGCACCGAAUGGAGUGUAUGGCUCAGGAACCAGUGCUUUUUGAGGACAUAUUGUGUCAGAUUUUUGAUAUGAUUGGACCAGAGAAUGAGGAAUGCAUUACAUUACGAGAUAUAAAAAACUGUAAACUUGCCGGACAUGUUUUCAACAUCCUUUUCAAUCUCAACAAGUUUGUUGCCUUUGAAAGUCGCGAUCCAUUCCUAAUCCGUCAGGAACACGAGGAUCCAACUUUGACUGAAUGGGAUCGAUUUGCACAUAGGGAAUAUAUUCGUCUUUCCAUGGAAGAAGAAGCUGAAGAUGCUUCAAAUGCAAGUGAUGUCUGGGAUGAGUCACUUGAGGCUCCUUUUUGAGGAUGUAAACACAGAAACGGUACUCGGUGGAUCACGAUAUUGGACAUUGAGACGAGAGAUAUGCUUAAUGAAACUUCAGUUUGGCUGCACAAGAAAUGUACAUUGCAUGAAGUUCCCCUGCAGGAUAGGUAAGCCUGGCCAUAUGAGACUUCCAAAUCAAUGGUUGGAUUUCCAUGAUAUCCUUUUGCCAUUUCCUCUGCUCGAUUUUUUUUUUAAUUUGCAGCAACACAACAUAUCUUUCGCUGCCUUCGUUUGUUCAUGUUAUUGUAGUUAACAUUACAGAUCGAGAACUUGAUGUCGUUUUGUUAGAUUCAUUGCCAAAAUAGCACACCUGAAAAUUACAUGUGGAUCGCAAUCGUCAAACCCAAAAUCAAUUGUAUAGAAUUGACACUACUUCGUGUUUUCUUUUUCUUUCUAGCUCUAAGUCUGUUAAAUGCUUCAAAAAA